CUCUUCAGAGAAACAACACGCGGAAUAAAAAGGUUCGGACCAUAGGACGCGCAGACCGGAAGUCGGUUCUCCUAAGUCACAUUGAAGAUUAAACGCCGGUCGACGCAAUUUUUGGAGCAGUGAUCCAAUUCAUUCCUAAUGACACAAGACUGAUCUUUUCCAGUUGAGGAUGUUUGUUUCAAGGGUUUUCCCUCGGGUUGGUUUUUUACAGAGAACAAUAUGUACACUUCAAGCCCACAAACCAAGUUUUAAUGGAUUUCUACAGAAGGCUCUUCCUCCUUCGAGUUCCCCAAUACAACAAAAAUAUCAAAAUUACUCAACAGCAGCAGACAACACAUCUCCCCCACGAUGGAUCCAACUUGAGCCGGAACUGGACGAAGCCCUGGUUCCACGUAAACUGUCAGUGAGUCCUCUGGAGAGCUGGCUCUCACUCCGCUACUCCCUUCCUCCCCUGCUGGAGUCCUCUCAGCCACAGGGAGAUGUAGAGCUGCUGAAUGAAAAAGUGCUGCCCCCCAUUUCUGUCCCUUCUUUGGACGAUGGGGAGAGCCCUGCAACACCCAUGAAGUGCAAAAAUGUUCUGGAGAUCCGACGAAGGAAGAUGAAUAGGCAUAAAUACAAAAAGCUUCAAAAGCGAACAAAAUUCCUAAGGAGGAGAGUAAUGGAAGGCAGGGGGAAGAAAAAACAGAAAAGAUUUGAAGAGGAUCUUCAGAGGAUCUGGAUGCGAGCUGGACUCAAGAAGCCCCCAGAGGGUUGGACUGCGCCAAAGAUCUUCAUCAAACAGCACGGAAACCGAAGGAACUGAGAUACACAAACAGCUUUUUUAGUUUAUCACAAUCAUUCUCAUUGGCUGACCUACACAUACCCAACAGAGUUGACAUCUAUGUCAUUGUUUUCUAUAGAAAGCAAAAAUGAGGCCAACUUUAUCUAGUGUGUAGUCAAACUCUGUGUAAUCAAAUAAAGACAUGUCUGACCUGCA
This is a messenger RNA of Oryzias latipes (Japanese medaka), 976 nucleotides long. RefSeq names its product aurora kinase A interacting protein 1 (gene aurkaip1). NCBI's taxonomy places the organism in Eukaryota, Metazoa, Chordata, Actinopteri, Beloniformes, Adrianichthyidae. Gene Ontology annotation, cellular component: mitochondrion. The record is from RefSeq and is a predicted model, not a curated record.